AUGCCACCUACGAGCCACAGGAGGAAGAAGCAUAUCCCGAACAAGAGAACGGAGAUCCUGGACGACGAUGGCUGGACACGGAUCACCUCCACCACCACUUCCACAGGGAGACGCCCCUCUACCACAACGACGCCUAACGACUUGGGAAGUUCAAGCGCAGCAGGCCAUCCUCCGCCAAGCUUAAGCGGAUCAUUGCCCGCUCGCGACCCCAUGCCGGCCCGUCCAGGCUCGAGCCUCUCAUCCAUGCUCGCUCAGUUCCGUGGCAUCGAGUCGCGCUGGCAGGCCACAGAGCUUUGCAAAACACUCGUACACGUCCUGGAAAAGGAAAUCUUGACGGGCGACGGUCGAAACAUUGACCCAAUAUCCACGUGCGUCAUGCUCGGCAGCGGCUCCUUCUGCGGCGACGCCGCGCACUGGAUCGACAGGCACGACUCGGCGUACUUCCAGCUCGCGGCGUUCCGGACCGUGGUGCACACGGUGGAGCGGGUGUCAGGCCAGCGUGUGUGCGCGUACGCCCAGGAGCCGAAGUACAAUGACUUGGACGGCGAGCUGCUUGACGCUCUCAAUGUGACACUGGUGGACCAUCCGCGUGGCUUCCAUUUGCUGGACGAGCACUCUGUAGCGUACUCACCGGCCGCGGAACGGGAGGUCGAGGCGGCUGUUAUAGCGAGAAAGCCGAGGGUCUGGCUCCAUCGGUCGUUGGAUUACUUGUUGCAGGAGGAGGAAGAGCAGGGUUCGCAGACGAGGUCCGCUGCUGUGCAGUUCGCGGCAAAUCACGAGCACAUGAAAUUGCCGGCCUUGGAUGUCAAGAACUUUCCGUUCCACGGGUCGGUGAUUUGGUGGAGGAAGGGGUACCAAAGAUCGUGA
Messenger RNA from Cladophialophora yegresii CBS 114405, 867 nucleotides. RefSeq lists its product as uncharacterized. The record is from RefSeq and is a predicted model, not a curated record. Bases 1 to 867 code for a protein of 288 amino acids. The transcript has a single exon. NCBI's taxonomy places the organism in Eukaryota, Fungi, Ascomycota, Eurotiomycetes, Chaetothyriales, Herpotrichiellaceae.